AGAAAAGCAACCCAAAGAAGAUAUACACUGAUCAUCUUCUUCUUCUCCAACAGAAAGAACGGGGUUUUAGAGAGAAGGUAGCGAGAUAAUCACGCCUAGCUGCUACACGUGGAGGUUAAGGGUUUCUUAAUUCAUCGUUUCUCUGAUCACAGGAACUCUUUGUUCGAGAUAUGGACUCUAAAAUAGUCAUCAAGGUUAAGUAUGGUGAGACACUUAGGCGUUUCAAUGCACAAGUUAACGAUGGUGGUAACUUGGAUAUUGAUAUGUUGAGACUUAGGGAAAAGAUCAUCAACCUAUUUGGGUUUUCUCCUGAAACGGAUUUUACUCUUACAUAUGUUGAUGAAGAUGGUGAUGUGGUAACCCUUGUUGAUGAUGAUGAUCUCUAUGAUGUGAUGAAUCAAUCUUUGAAUCCUUUGAGGAUAACUGUGAAACUGAACAACAGAAAUGGUGGGUUUUCAACCAGGUCGAGUGGAUCAUCUACCCCGAUGAGAUCACAUCAGCCCUUUGAUUUGAAUGGUAUAUCCAAAGUUAUGAAAUCUGUUCCUGAGCCUUUGCGCGAGACUCUGUCGAAGCUUUCUCUUGAAGUUGCUUCUAAGGCCUCGCAUACUGGCCCGAUAAUUGCUGGUCUAGUUGAUUCUCUUUCAAAGCUGGGUCAAUCUGUGAACCCGGAGACUCCGAGGAGGAACGAUGUAUCCGUUCCUGUUCCUGCACAGAAUUCUGAUAUCAAGCAAACACCGGUCAAAUUUGGUACCCAGAACGGGAAAGAGUCAGAGGUUAAUGAUGCUGUUGGCGAUGGAAAGCAGAAAGUUGAGAAAACUGAUGGAUUUAGACCUUUUGUGAUCAAACCGAUUAACCAAGCUAAAAGGGACUCUAAAUCUGCUAAUGUAGAUGGUGUUAAGGCGACUAAAUUCCCUCGUGGUCCUGGCAACAGUGCUGUUUCACAGCUUGUCUUGAAUCCGACAAAUGAAUCUCCUUUUCAAGGAUCUGGUUUGUCUUUUGGUGGCCCUGGUCCGUGUCCAUUCAAAAGGAGCUACAGACGCAACAAUGGAAUGGGUGGUAGUGUUUACCAUAGGGGUAUCCGUUGCGAUGGAUGUGGGGUGCAUCCAAUUACUGGACUGCGUUUCAAGUCUAAAGUAAAAGAAGAUUAUGAUCUAUGCAGCAAUUGUUUCACCAACCUUGGAAAUGAAGAUGAUUACCUCAGAAUUGACCGUCCUGUUACUAGAAGUCCCAAUCUCGUCAGAGAGUUGGAUGGUUCUGAACAAUUUCCUUCUGAUGUCUUUCAUGGGAUGAUAAAUAUGAGAGAACAUCUUAAGCUUGAUGGAAGAUUCGUCAUGGACAUUAAUGUCCUUGAUGGUACUGUUUUGGCUCCGUCGACUCAAUUUACCAAGAUUUGGCGAAUGACAAACAAUGGAAGAGCUUCUUGGCCAAGGGGAACAGAACUUGUUUGGAUAGGGGGAGAUAAAUUCAGUAGCAUAACCCGUGCUGCACUUCAGAUUUCUGUUGAGGGAUUAGCUGUGGGUAAAGAGAUUGAUAUCGCUGUCGAUUUCUGUGCACCCGAGUUUCCUGGUCGCUAUAUCUCUUACUGGAGACUGUCAUCACCUUCUGGCCCGACGUUUGGGCAGCGUGUUUGGGUUCUCAUCGAGGUUGAUGCUGCUUUGAAAGACCCCCUUAGCGAGAGGCUUAGUGGGUUGAACUUGAAUCUGCCACCUGUCAGCUCUGACACAAAUGACGUCGACAUUGAUAUGAAUUUCGACCCCAUGAUGGAGGAUAAAGCUCAUGUUACUGAUGAUUAUAUUAACACCGAAGAAAAUGAACCUGAGCCUGUCUUUCCAACCUUAACAGAUCAUGUUAGUGCUGUAAAACAGGUGGAUCCACUCGUCCAAGCAUAUGCAAAAAAAAUAGAGGGUACAGGUUACCCGAUUUUUGGCACUUGGUCAGUUGGAAGUGGAUCCGGAUCAGCUGGAUCCGUUGUGUUUCCAACCAAGCCAAAUUUCUCAAUCCAUCCUUCUCUAUUGGCUGUCGGAAGUAUUGGUAACUCUGUUCAACCCAUCAUUGACAUGAAGGAAGCUGCUCCCACUGCCCCUGUUGCUGCCCCGGUUGCUGCUCCCACUGCCCCGGUUGCUGCUCCCACUGCCCCAGUUGCUGCCCCCACUGCCCAAGUGGCUGAUGAUAACAAUGAUGUGGAGCUGACCCUCCUUAAGGAGCUUGAGGACAUGGGUUUCAUGGAAAUCAAUCUGAAUAAGGAGAUUUUGAGGAAGAAUGAGUAUGAUUUUGAACAGUCUGUUGAUGAACUUUGUGGAGUAUCUGAAUGGGAUCCUAUCCUGGAGGAGCUGAAUGAGAUGGGUUUCUCUAACAAGGAAAUGAACAAGAGGCUGCUGAAGAAGAACAACGGGAGCAUCAAGCGCGUUGUGUUGGAUCUGAUAGCCGGAGAAAAAGCGUAAUCUCGAACAUGCACUUAUGUUUUUUUUUUUGUCGUCGUCUAUCUUUAGUUAUAUGAAUAAGUUGUUAAACUGCCAGAAGGUUAUUGGGUUUUGUUAUGUUGCUUGCUGUGCUGUAUAUUUUAAAUUUGGUAACUGGCAAUAUGUUAUGUAAGGAUCAUUAAAAGUUUGGUAAUAUUUUCUAUUUAGUA
Impatiens glandulifera is the source of this 2629-nucleotide messenger RNA. RefSeq names its product protein JOKA2. The record is from RefSeq and is a predicted model, not a curated record. The transcript has 8 exons. The coding region runs from base 171 to 2441 and encodes 756 amino acids. Gene Ontology annotation, molecular function: zinc ion binding; protein binding. NCBI's taxonomy places the organism in Eukaryota, Viridiplantae, Streptophyta, Magnoliopsida, Ericales, Balsaminaceae.